Messenger RNA from Mycetomoellerius zeteki, 2647 nucleotides. RefSeq names its product lymphoid-specific helicase. NCBI's taxonomy places the organism in Eukaryota, Metazoa, Arthropoda, Insecta, Hymenoptera, Formicidae. Gene Ontology annotation, cellular component: nucleus; pericentric heterochromatin. Gene Ontology annotation, biological process: lymphocyte proliferation; negative regulation of gene expression via chromosomal CpG island methylation; pericentric heterochromatin formation. The transcript is spliced from 7 exons. The record is from RefSeq and is a predicted model, not a curated record. The coding region runs from base 216 to 2585 and encodes 789 amino acids. Gene Ontology annotation, molecular function: chromatin binding; ATP binding.
CCGUGUUUAACGUUCUCUCCAGUCUGCUCUUCUCCAACCGUUAUUUUAAUCGAAUGACACGUACAAAUAUUUUCGUUCAUUUAUUUUAAGAGGCAAGGAGAUACGUAGUGUCUUAAAAGGAAGCAUAGCAUCGAAGCGUGAGAUCAACCGUCUUCAUAGAUACAGUUUCACUCAAAGCAUCGCAAUCGUUGGCUCCCAUAAAAGACGAUGCAAAAAUGAAUCCAUCUCGAGAUAACUCAACUACGAUUGAUUCCAGAUGCUGUUCAACUUCCCUCAUGGAAGAUACAUUAAUUGCUCCGAGUGAUGUUAAGUUUAAUAAUGGUCCAUUGGAAGAAGUGAAAAAGCCAAUAAAAUUUAUAAGAAAUUCCAGCGAAAUUGAACUUAAAAAAAAAGAAGAGGAGGAAUAUAAUAAUGAAGUAAACGAGCAAAGAUACAAACGAUUGAUGCAUUUGUUAAACAAAAGCAAAUUUUACUCGUCCUAUUUGAUAAAUAAGAUUGAAGAUGAUAAAGAUAAAAAUAAAAAAAAUGAAAAGGCUCCCAAAAAGAAUAAUUACAAACAGAAGAGAUCUAUCACUGAAAAUGAUGAAAAUAUAUCACCAGAAAACAAAAAGAGGAAAGUUAGUGGAAGAAAACGUAACAUACAAGAAUACAUAUCUACAAAGGUAAGGACCAUAAGGGAAAAAAAGAAUCUAAACCUAGAAGAGAUAGAGACAGAAUUAUCCACGAACUCAGACAGUGAACUAAAACUCGAACCGGAAUUAAAAGCAAAUGUUAGCAGCACUGCUAUCGUAUCGAAAUAUUUUUGUGGCAAUCUGCGCGAUUAUCAACUAAAGGGUUUAGAAUGGUUAAAACUGCUUCAUGAAAACGGCCUGAGUGGAAUCUUAGCCGAUGAAAUGGGACUCGGAAAAACAAUACAAACGAUAGCUUUGAUAUGUCAUCUUAUAGAGGAAAGACAAGCCGGGCCUUACUUAAUAAUUACACCUCUCUCUACUAUACCAAAUUGGCUCACAGAAUUUGAAAGAUUCGCUCCCGCCAUACCGGUCUUUUUAUUUCAUGGCACGAUAGAAGAAAGAGACGCUGUACGCAUAAAAAUUAAAUGUACACAUCAUGUCGAAGAUAAUUACAAGACACAGCCUGUUGUACUCACUACAUAUGAAGUACCAUUAUAUGAAAGUAAAUUCUUUCAAUCUCUAAGAUGGAAAUACAUCGUAAUAGAUGAAGGACAUAGAAUAAAAAAUUAUAACUGUAAACUGGUCAAGGUGCUGCGCAAUAUUCGUUCCAUGAAUAGACUAAUAUUAACUGGAACUCCACUUCAAAACAAUUUAUCCGAGUUAUGGUCUCUUUUGAAUUUCCUAUUACCAGAAAUCUUUGAUGAUUUGGAUACGUUUGAAUCGUGGUUUGACGUUAAAGAACUUCAGUAUCAUGGUACUGAAAAACUUCUAAAGCAGGAAGAAGAGAAACAUGUAUUAUCAUCGUUGCGCGAAAUUUUAAAACCAUUUAUGUUAAGACGAAUAAAAUCUGAAGUUUGUUUAGAAAUUCCUCCUAAGAAAGAGUUGAUUGUUUACGCGCCACUCACGGAAUUGCAAUAUGAUUUAUACAAGGCAGUAUUAAAUCGUGAUUUAGAAAUAUUAAGUAAAAUCGAGACACUGGAUCUGAUUAUACCAACUGUAAAUGGUGAAAAACCGAAAAGAAAGUGUUUUUUGAGAAGUCCGUACGGAUCUGUCAAGGACAAAUCCGAAGAUAAAGUAUUGAAUACUUCAGUACAAGAAAAUAAUAUUGAACAGAAACCUGUGAAUAAAUCGAAACAAUAUACUGAUGUCACAGAACGUAAUAGAGAGUUUCUUGUCCGCAUUAAUUCUAAAAAUAGACUUCCCAUGUAUAAAAAGAUCGUGAAUCAUCCAUACUUGAUUCACUGCCCGCUGGAUUCGACUGGUUUACCGAAAAUUGACAAUGAUUUAAUCAGAUCCUCUGGUAAACUUUUAGUAUUGGACGCUAUGCUGGCAAAACUGAAGAUGCGAGGUCACAAAGUUUUAUUAUUUUCGACAAUGACUAUGAUCUUAGAUAUGAUUGAAGAUUAUCUUAUGUUACGGGAUUAUAAUUAUGUGAGAUUAGAUGGUAACACUAAAAUUGAAGUACGAAAACAAAAUAUUGCUACUUUUAAUAACGAUCCAGAUAUGUUCUUGUUCCUUUUAUCAAUUCGAGCUGGUGGAAUUGGAUUAAAUUUAACGGGUGCUGAUACCGUUAUUGUAUAUGACAGUGACUGGAAUCCACAAAUGGAUAUACAAGCUGUAGCUCGAUGUCAUAGAAUAGGGCAAACAAAACCCGUGGUUAUCUACAAGCUAUGCACUAAAGGAACAGUUGAUGAAACAAUUAUGAAACGAGCUGACGCUAAACGUAUUUUAGAAAAAAUAGUUAUGUCAAAAGAACUACAAUCUCUUAAUAAAAAUAUAAUAUUACAGAUGAAAAAGCUAAUGGAAUCUAAAGAAUACAAAAUUGUUACAUCUGAAAAAGAAGUUUUUACAGAGAUGGAAUUGAACAACUUGUUAGAUAGAAGUGAUAUGACUAAGAACGAAGUGAUAUACUGAUAUAAGUGAUAACUGUGAUGUGCCUAAUUUGUAAAGCUAAAUCAAGAAUAAAAUACAUACCA